UUCUUAACUAACUAAUAUGGUGCUGGGUUGUCGGCUGCUGAGCAUAAAAUAAAGGAAGGAAUUUUGGUGAGAUGGAAGAAAUAUUAGUUAAGCAUGUCAGAAAUAUUAACGGCCACCCAAUUCAUAUGAAUAAAUUGGACAGCAAGUAGUAGUGAAAAGAGAGAGAGAUGGAAGAACACACAUGCAGCAGUGAGUUUGCAGGUGUUAAUAUAAUUUCAACCUCAUGCUUCCUAAUCGGCUUGUUGGUGACGCUGAAGCACUUAAUCUCCCUUUCCAAAUGGAUCUUCGCCACCUUUCUCAGAUCCCAAAUAGACCUAAUCAGAACAUACGGUUCCUGGGCCAUGGUCACCGGAGCAACCGACGGAAUCGGAAAAGCCAUGGCUCACCGCUUAGCACACCGAGGACUCAACAUCAUCCUCGUCAGCAGAUCCUCCAAGAGGCUCCAAACCGUCGCAACUGAACUCCAAGCACGCCACCCUCACAUCCUCGUCAAGGCCAUCCAGAUGGACUUCUCCGGCGACAUAGCGGAGGGUCUCCGGCAAAUAGCGGCGGCCACACGCGAAUUGGACCUCGGGAUACUGAUCAACAACGUGGGGAUCACGUACCCUGGGGCUAUGUUCUUUGACCAAGUGGAAGAGAAGGUGUGGAGGAAGAUCUUAAAGGUGAAUGUGGAAGGAACGACGAGGUGCAGUUACGUGGAUCAGCUAUCAAGAUCUCUGCACGUCGAGUAUAAACAGUAUGGGAUUCACGUCCAGUGUCAGGUACCACUGUAUGUAGCAACGAAGAUGGUAUCAAAGGUAGCAUGCAUAGAGAAAGAUUCACUUUUCAUUCCAACACCAGAGGCUUAUGCAAAAGCGGCCAUGCGUAAAAUUGGACAUGGGCCAAGGUGCACUCCUUAUUGGGCUCACUCUGUUCAGUGGUUCUUUGCAGGCUUAGCCCCGGACCCACUUCUCGAUUCUUGGCGCUUUUCUAUCGCAAUGCGCCGCUGGAAAGGAAUCCAAUAAUCAUACCUCAGUUAAUCCUAUAUAUUAGGGAAAUUAUUUGACAAAUAUUACAAACUUCAAAGUGUAUUCUACAUCUUACUUAUAUGGCGCAUAAUACCUAUUUGUAUGGGGCUCCAUGAAAGAGAUACUUCAUACUUAUCAUAAGUGAUCAUAGUGUUGGUAAAAAAUAAUUGAAUUCGAAGAAGAAGAUUAUUCGAAUUAUUAAGUAAGUUUUUAGAAAAGGAAUUAGUGUUGAAAAAGAUGUAUUUGGAGGCAUUAAGUAAGAGUUCGAUUAGCUCAGUAAAUCGAGGAGUUAUUUGAGUUAAGAAGAUCGAAGAUUCUUAAAAUUAAAGGUUAUUUUACAGUCAUUACAUGAUCAUGCAAAAGAGCGGGAACGGUUAUUUGUGUUUACAUACAUGGGAUUUUCAUUUCAAAUUGAUCUGUUAAGAAAAUUGCUAUAAAUACUAGAAGGCUCGAAGUCAUAAAUGUUGAAACUUUGCUUGAGAAAUUAUUCACGCA
Messenger RNA from Arachis ipaensis, 1502 nucleotides. The record is from RefSeq and is a predicted model, not a curated record. Lineage: Eukaryota; Viridiplantae; Streptophyta; Magnoliopsida; Fabales; Fabaceae.